Messenger RNA from Oryzias latipes (Japanese medaka), 1828 nucleotides. It is a transcript of the gene endog, whose product is annotated as endonuclease G. Gene Ontology annotation, cellular component: mitochondrial inner membrane; nucleus. Gene Ontology annotation, molecular function: nucleic acid binding; RNA endonuclease activity; single-stranded DNA endonuclease activity. NCBI's taxonomy places the organism in Eukaryota, Metazoa, Chordata, Actinopteri, Beloniformes, Adrianichthyidae. The record is from RefSeq and is a predicted model, not a curated record. Gene Ontology annotation, biological process: apoptotic DNA fragmentation.
UGACGUCAUCACUCAGCGUCCUGACAGCUGAUCCGAGGCAGCAUGCGCCGCUGGUGUCGGUCCGGCCUGACCUUGCUCUUUGGAGCGGGGCUCGGAGCCGCAGCGACCCGUUUAUGGAGCGACGGGUCCGGGCAGGAUGGUCGGGACUCCGGCCUGCUCAGCAGGCUUCCGGUCAUCCCGGUUUCCGCGGUUCAAGCCUCCACGCUGCCGGCGGACAGCUCGGGUGGAUCUGGAGCAGUGAUGAAAUACGGAUUCCCCUCGCUGGUCAACGUCAAAACCAGAGAGUCCUACGUCACAUCCUACGAUCCGCGCACUCGCACUGCAAACUGGGUAAUCGAGAGGCUGAAUCCCGCAGCCCUCACAGGCCAAUCAGACCGAAAGUACUGCGAGUUCAAAGAGGACGAUAGCGUGCACGUUUUCCACAGAGCGACCAACGCUGACUACAAGGGGAGUGGCUUUGACAGAGGCCACCUAGCUGCUGCAGGAAAUCACAAGUGGAGUCAGAAAGCGAUGGAGGACACCUUCUACCUGAGCAACGUGGCUCCACAGAACCCUCACCUAAACCAGAAAACCUGGAACAACCUGGAGAAGCUGUGCCGCUCUCUGACAAAGCGCUACCUCAACGUCUACGUUUGCACUGGUCCACUCUACCUGCCCAGAAGAGAAGCAAAUGGAAACCUCUACGUGCGAUACCAGGUGAUCGGGAGAAACCAUGUGGCGGUACCAACCCACUUCUUUAAGGUGCUGAUCCUGGAGCAGGCAGACGGGAGGGGGGUGGAGCUACGGUCCUACGUUUUACCAAACGAACCGGUUGAUGAACAGAUCCCUCUAGAGACUUUCCUGGUUCCCAUAGAAACCAUCGAAAGAGCUUCUGGGCUCCUCUUUGUCCCAAACAUCAUGAAGAGGACAAGCAGCCUGCAGGCCAUCACCCACAAGUGAACUACAGUACCCAGCAUCCCCUUUUCCGUAACCCCGCCUGAGGAUCUUUCAGGUGGUCUUUAUUUGACAGGAGAGCCUCAUGGAUGAUUGACAUCAGAGACGAUACAUUUUAUGACCGUGGCUCCAGGUCCUUUGACUUCCAAGCACCUCAAACUGAUUAGCAGUUUUACUGUAGUUGAUCAUAGUAAAAAUACUACUGAUAAGUAAAAAUGUGAGGACAAUGUCUGAAAAAAGGUUCAGUUAUCUCGCAAAGAACUGCACAAGUCCUGAUCGGCUGGGGGUUAGCUGUUGUCCACCUCGAAAUCCUCGUCCGUGCUUAGGAUGUCGGACAGCCCGUACGUGACCUCUGCCUGCAGACCCUGGGAGUCUGGCGCCGUCCUGCAGGAGCUCAGCCUCUUCUGCAGAGCCGGGACCGUGUGGUAAUGCAGGAAGGCGAUGAUGUCUGUGGAUCCAAGUCACCAGUUAGAACCACGGAAAAAGGCCAAGAAAUGGGAGGACGUUCAUUCUGCCGACUCCUGUUUAGGGACAACGCAGAUUUGGGUCCAAACUUUCUGAUCACGUGUUAAUGUCAGACCCUUUAACUUAAAGAGAACCCCAAAACAGGAAUCGUAACCUCAUCAAUUUAACAAAGAGAACACAAACUGCGCUCACUGUUUGGAGAACAUUUAUGCCGACCAACUGAAUGUUUGUCAUUAAGAUAUACAGUAAAAAUGGAUUACAAACAUGCAUAUUGAAUAAGUGGGGAUGUGUUUUGCUUUCUUUGUUCCUAAAAGCUUCUUUCACUGUGCAGACGAUCCCAUGAGACUUCCUGUUUUGCCUAAUCUGACCAAGGAAAAUAGGUUCAGCUGCUGUAAUCCCUCACAAAUAUAAUCCAGGCCAAUCCUCAAAA